AAGGUCUGGAGAGGCAGAGGACGAAUAAUCGACGAAAGCAAAAAAAGUGGGAUUAAGGAUUUGAAGAAAGCUGUUCCUCUUUUAUCAGCUGGAAGAAAAGGGACAAAAGUAUGAGGAUGACUCCAAAUGCUGAGGAGUCCAUCAGGUGUGGCGCGUCCUCCUGCAGCUGUGCAUCUUUUAAACCCAGAAAGGUCCAGCUCCGGUUCUGUGAUCUCUGCGGACACAGCUGGGUAGAACAUGCUUUGGAGAAGUUCCAGGCCCCUGCAGCCUCCAGCUCUGGCCCAGUGGAAGUGGCCCUUCCCGGGCUGGUGUUUGACCUGAGCUCCCUGGUGCUGUUCGGAGCUCAAGCAAUUCCUGUUCAGCUGAAGAUCUUACUGGACCGCCUCUACAGCGUUCUGUCCCCAGAACAGGUGGGUCAGAUCCUGAACAGUCUGGGCUGGAGUUUGGCCGAUUAUGUUCGGGGGUACAUGCUGCAGACUCCCAGUGGGAAAGUGUUGGACCGCUGGUGCAUGGCCACUCCUAAAGAAGAACUGCUUGCUCUUGGACAGUUCCUUCGCUUUGGAGAGACUCGCCCUAUUGUGGAGUUAAUGAUGCUUCAGUACCCAGAAGGACACACAUACUAUGUCUGA
Molecule: messenger RNA, 629 nt
Organism: Cyprinodon variegatus (sheepshead minnow)
Lineage: Eukaryota; Metazoa; Chordata; Actinopteri; Cyprinodontiformes; Cyprinodontidae
Product: zinc finger protein basonuclin-2-like
Exons: 7
Coding region: 111-629 (172 amino acids)
Biological process (GO): regulation of DNA-templated transcription
Cellular component (GO): nucleus
Source: RefSeq, a predicted model, not a curated record